AUGUCUCUACAAAAUGAAUUAGAAAAUGGCGAAUUCUUAAUUUUCGAGGAUGGAGGAUGCCACAUGGUUGGACAAGCCCAAAAAUCUGUCCAAUAUACCCCAUCAACGCUUUCUUUGACAAAUUUACAUAUCAAACUUAACCCAAAGUAUGAUCUUGAAAUCCCAAGGAAAAUUGCUUUAAGGGAUAUUACAAAAUUCCAAGAGAAAGUUGUCGAAGAUGCACCAGUUUUAGAAAUUUUAUCAGAUGACGUAAGUCAAACAAUCUUGUUAUUUAUUCCAGAGGAGCCACACAGAAUAGCCUUUGUCAAAUUGUUCCAGAAAUUAUGCGCCGCAAAUAACCUUGGCCAAGAUAAAUGCAAUGAAUGCGCUUUGAGAUACCGUCUUCAAAUGAAAGCAUCAAAAGACUUGAACCAAUUCUACUCUAACAUCAAUUCAGGCAAUGAAAAUGAAUCUCCUAUCGAUCAAAUUCUCAAACCAUCAGAUCUUUCUUAUUACCAACUUUUGUCAUCAUUCCAUGUCGUUUUUACAGUCUGCAAUUUCAUCUCAGAUAUCCAAGAUACAUCUCCGAUGCUCUUUUUCGCAGUUCUCAUUACAUUUUUGGGAAUUAUGAAUAUUUUGGCUUAUUUCUUCGGUUUCGGCUUCUUGUUUGCAUUUGUUCCUCUUACAGCCAUCAUUGUCAUUGCAAUUUUGCAGAGAAUUGGUCGCUGGAAGUCAGUUCCACUCCCAGAUUACACAGAUGCUCCAGGAAACAUCAAAAACUUCAUGCAAAAGAUUGAUGAAUUCCGCCAUAUUGUUAAAGUUCGCUUUGUUUGGGGAGAACCACAAAUCACACUUCAAACAUGCGAAUUUUUGCUCGUAAUGUGUCUUGUUUUCUAUUUCUUGGAUCCAUUCAUCAUUCUCGCGAUUUCCUUAAUUGGUUUGUCCUUCUUCGAGCGCUGGGAUCCAUUCAAACUCGGAUCUCUUUCCAAACUCCUUUCUCAGCUCAUUUUAUGGUAA
This is a messenger RNA of Trichomonas vaginalis G3, 996 nucleotides long. RefSeq lists its product as uncharacterized. The transcript has a single exon. NCBI's taxonomy places the organism in Eukaryota, Parabasalia, Trichomonadida, Trichomonadidae. The coding region runs from base 1 to 996 and encodes 331 amino acids. The record is from RefSeq and is a predicted model, not a curated record.